AUGUCGGAUGGAUGGACUGAUAAAAAAAGGCGUAGUAUUUGUAAUUUCUUGGUGAACAGCCCUAAAGGAACAUUUUUUCUUUAUUCAUUGGACACUUCUGACAUCUCGAAAACAACGGAUAAAGUUGUCAAAAUGCUAGAAGAUGCAGUAGAAUUUGUUGGUGAAGAGAAUGUAGUCCAAAUUGUUACAGAUAAUGCUGCUAAUUAUAAGGCUGCUGGAGAAAGAAUGAUGGAGACUAGAAAAAGUUUGUAUUGGACACCAUGUGCUGCACACUGCAUAGAUUUGAUAUUGGACCUUCGCUUGGUUGAUUCAGAUGAAAAACCAGCCAUGGGUUUCAUCUUUGAAGGCAUGAAAAACGCCAAAGAAACAAUCAGGACUAACUUCGGUUGUGUUAAAAAGAGUUACGAACCUAUAUGGGAAAUUAUUAAUGGAAGGUGGAAAAGUCAAUUGCAUAGACCAUUGCAUGCAGCUGCGUAUUAUCUUAAUCCUCAUUAUCACUAUGAACCAAAUUUCAUGGUUGAUGAUGCUGACAUUAAGAUUGGUCUAUAUAGUUGUUUGAAAAAACUGGUUCCUAACCAGGAAGAAAGGAAAAAGGUUGGUCUACAGCUUCCUGACUUUCAUUAUGCUAGAGGCCUCUUUGGUAAUGAAACUGCAAAGAGUAGUAGGAAGACCAUGCUACCUGCUGAGUGGUGGAACUUCUAUGGAGAUAGUUGUCCAGAACUAAAGAAGUUUGCUAUCCGAGUUCUAAGCUUAACUUGUAGUUCAUCUGGUUGUGAGCGUAAUUGGAGUGCAUUUGAAAUGGUUCAUACAAAGAGAAGAAAUCGGUUGCAUCAAAAGAAAAUAAAUGAUUUAGUGUAUGUGAUGUAUAAUUUGAAGUUAAAGGGCAAGCAAAUUAGAAAAACUCCAGAACUUGAAUUUGAUGCAGUGCAUUCUGAUGAUGAGUGGAUAACUGAGGAUGUUAAUGAAAAUAUUGCUGAAAGUGUUGAGCAUUCUCACUUGCCAACGAAUGACAAUACUAAUGAUGAUCCAAAUAGUAAUGAAUUUGCUAUUCCAGAUUUUGUUGGCCGUGUUGAACCUGAGGCUGAAAGAAAUGAUGUUUCUGAUGAAGAUGAUGAUGUUGAUGCCAUGGAAGAUGAAGAUAUUGGAGGAUUUGAGUUUUAG
This is a messenger RNA of Arachis ipaensis, 1161 nucleotides long. RefSeq lists its product as uncharacterized. The record is from RefSeq and is a predicted model, not a curated record. NCBI's taxonomy places the organism in Eukaryota, Viridiplantae, Streptophyta, Magnoliopsida, Fabales, Fabaceae. Gene Ontology annotation, molecular function: DNA binding; protein dimerization activity.